This is a messenger RNA of Lacerta agilis (Sand lizard), 1397 nucleotides long. It is a transcript of the gene RRP7A, whose product is annotated as ribosomal RNA processing 7 homolog A. Gene Ontology annotation, molecular function: RNA binding. Gene Ontology annotation, biological process: ribosomal small subunit assembly; rRNA processing. Gene Ontology annotation, cellular component: UTP-C complex; CURI complex. The transcript is spliced from 7 exons. The coding region runs from base 28 to 867 and encodes 279 amino acids. Lineage: Eukaryota; Metazoa; Chordata; Lepidosauria; Squamata; Lacertidae. The record is from RefSeq and is a predicted model, not a curated record.
UGACGUCACUUCCCCCCGUCCGCUAAGAUGGCGCCGUCCGAGAGGGCGCGUGGGAAGGGUUCCGAGCCGGCUGCUCCCCUCGGCUAUGCGGCUGUUCCAGUUAAGUUCUCUGAAGAGCAUCAUUUCCCUCACUACCUCUAUGUAAAGGAGCACAAAGUCAGGGAGGACACAGAUGUGAAGAGACCUCAAAACCGCACUCUUUUUGUCUUGAAUGUUCCCCCAUAUUGUACAAAGGAAUGUUUGUCCAGGCUGUUCUCGGGCUGCUGUCCUGUACGCUCCGUGGAGAUGUGUGACAAGCCAAGUCUGGGAGAAAAGAAAGAAAUGCCCAAGACGAAGUUUUUCAACACAGAAGCGCUUCAGGGGUUCAAGGUUGCUUAUGUUGUGUUCAAGAGUCCUGCUGGGGUGCAGGCUGCCAAGUCCUUGUCAACAAAAGACCCCUUGGUGAUAUCUUCCAAAAAGCACCCUGUGCAAACGGGCAUUCACAAAUGGAUUGCUAGAUAUGCAGCUUCAGUUGUGGAUCCUGCUGAGCUCAAGACAGAAGUGGAUGCUUUCAUGCAGGCCUAUGACAAGAAGGUUGCAAAGGAAGAAGCCAAAGCUGAGAAGGAAGAUGGCAUCCCGGAUGAGGAAGGGUGGGUGAAGGUGACAAGGAAAGGUCGAAGGCCUGGGCUCCCACGGACAGAGGCAGCCAACUUGCGGGCGCUGGAGAGGGAGAAGCGCAAAAGGGCACGCAAGGAGCUGCUCAAUUUCUAUGCUUGGCAGCAUCGUGAGACCAAGAGGGAACACAUAGCUCAACUGAGGAGGAAGUUUGAAGAAGACAAGCAGAAAAUUGCUCUCUUACGGGCGCAGCGGAAGUUUCGGCCCUACUGAGUUGCAGAUCUACAGCUAUUCUGAAAAGAAAGCCACAGUAAGAAGUUCAUUGCUGGGAUAAUUUUGACUUUUUCUCCUUUCCCCUCUAAUAUCGCCUGGAGUGUGAUGGAUGCAGCAGACAGAUGAGGGUUUGGAAAUUAAAUCAUCUUGUUUGCUCUGACGCUGUAACAAUGACAGUUCAUAAGCUGCCUUCUUCCUCUGUGAGGAAUUCUAAGGCUGCUGUUCAAAUGAAGCAGACAUGUAAAUAUUUGUUUUUAUAUUUGUGAUAUACAUCAGGUUUCUUGUUCUCGUCAUCUUCACCAAUACACGACUUCUAUGUAGGUAUUUUUACUGAACAAUUUGUGUGCCACACAACCGUCAAAGAACAGCUGCUUUUCUAGCUUGUACAACCCCAUAAGAACCUUGGAAAAGCAGACCUGUCAGAGGCUUAUUUUGUGAAGCCAAAAAGAACAUCUCAGUAAAAUUUCUCCUCCUCUAUUAGUCCCCUCAACCUGUAUCACCAAACAAUAAAUUCUUUUGCGAGAUCGAAA